AUGCCAUUUCUCCACCGGCACACGGGACCUCGAUGGCCGCCAUCUCCCUUAGUGGAAGAUGAAUAUGUUUCUUUGUCUCGCGAAUUGCAUGGCUUGUCAAACCUGGGGGAGAAGCCUGGGCUGGAAGGCGUUUGUGCCAGAGGGACCAUCAACCAGGAACCUAUGAUCUUGGACCUGGACCGCUCCUCAACUCCUCCGCCACUCGUUCACUGCACAGAAAACUGUUCAUCAGAUGAGGGAAAUGGACCUCCUACGCCUCCCCAAACCUAUGCCAGUCGCAAGCCAUUCUUCCCGGCCAUCAAAAAUCUUUCGUACGAGGCUUGGCCAAUGUCCCCUCGGGCUGGUACGCCCCCGCCCCAAUCAUUCAACUUUGGCGACCUGUCGAAAAUUGUUGCAGAAUCCAAGCGAGAAAACACACGUCCUCGAAUCUCCAAGGAGCAGCUGCUUCCCGCUCAACAAAGGCCUGUCCGCACGCCUGAUCGUCGUUCGAACCCGAUUGCAGCAAAGCCAAAUGCAAGCCAGGCCUGUCUGCCUCGGGAAAGUCCGACACGGCGGGAACAGUCUCCUGGUGCUCUGUCGUUUUCCCGAAAAAUGGAAGAAAGAUUCAGACAGUACGAGCAGCGUAGGGCUCCAAGAAUUGAAGAACAGAGUAGUCGUGAGAGCCUACAUAGCGCCGCUACUGACUCUGCUAUCAUCCCAUUUCCAAGAUCCAUCAAGAUGCCGGCAGCGACUGAGAAAUUCUUGAUGACCCAAUCUUCAUCUGCUCCACAAUCCCCAAUCCGUGAACACCAACGCAUGUCUCCAAGGCCGUCGAGAACAUUUGGUCCUUCUACUUUUCCAUCACCACGCCGUAUGUCGUCGAACGUGGCACCGCCUUCGCCCAGACGGACGGUAUCCUUCCCGGACGAAGUACAAUGGAUUCACGCAGCCCCAGGUCGAAGAGUUGAACUAUCGCCUCGGGCGUCACCGCGGGCGUCGCCUAGAGCUUCGCCAGCACCUCGUCGAAGUAGCUCUUCUCUGGAGUCGAAGCGUCCGGCAUCCUCCAGAACAUCUGAUCUCCGUCUUUCGCCGUGUCCUCGAUCGGUAGGGAUGCCAGGUCACCAGGAUUGGUCCACGAUCAGAGGUUUCGAUCACCUGUAUAUCUGCCCUUCAUGCACAGAAAACAUCUCCAACUCCAAAUUCGGCAGCUUCGUCAUCCCCAGCGUCCCCAAGCCUCGCACAGACUUGAUAAGCUGCUCCUUCAGCGAUCCCUGGGCCCGACUAGCCUGGUUCCAAACCAUCAAAGAAGACCUCAAUCAUCUCGACAUCCUCUACAAAAUCACCCGCGGAACCAGCGUCUGCCCCGGCCGCGACAAAGCCACCGAAUGCUGGUACAAAGUCGUCGACUCAGAAACAAAAACCCACCUCCCCGGCUUCAACGCCUGCCCCGCCUGCGUCCGCAACCUCCGAAUCCUAAUGCCCACCCUCCGCUACGCCUUCAAACGCAGCACCGUCAAGGACAAGCGCUCCUGCGACUUCGUCACCGACAGCCCUCGCUUCGUCAACUACAUCGACCUACUCGACCGCGCAGCCAACCGCGCCGAAAGAGAAAUCCCACCGCGCGCCAAAAUCCCCGAAUUCAUCGCCUACGCACGACGCAAGACUUCCCUCCCGGAAUGUCGUCGCGAUCGCCCCAAGUACAAAACCUGGCACUAUAUCCCGCAAUUACCAGAGUUCACCGUCUGCGAAGAUUGCUACGAAGACGUCAUCUGGCCUUUCGCCCAGGACGACGAGCCAAUCGCCAACAAGUUCACGAGUACCCCGCGCCUCCUUCCGGGAAAUGACAAGUGCCGCGAGGCAACCUGCCAAUUAUACUCGCCGCGCAUGCGCGCAAAGUUCAAGGACGCCGUGCAGAGGAAUGACUUUGGUUUUCUGAAGGCUGCUGUUUUGAAGCGGUAUGGUGCGGAGCAGAUGUAUCAGGCGCGGCGGUCGAAAUUGCUGGGGCAGUGGGAUCGCGGGUAUGAUGUUGAUUUGGAGUUGAGGAGGAAUAAGGUGCCGUGGAGGAAUGGGUGGGAAUAA
Molecule: messenger RNA, 2058 nt
Organism: Aspergillus chevalieri
Lineage: Eukaryota; Fungi; Ascomycota; Eurotiomycetes; Eurotiales; Aspergillaceae
Exons: 1
Coding region: 1-2058 (685 amino acids)
Source: RefSeq, a predicted model, not a curated record